GCCACACCUCGCCGCGCAAGCACCUGAUCCUCCUCUCCCUGGCGCCGACCCCCUCAAGGCAAUUGCCGUACGCCUGCCUUCCGUACCGUAUGCGCGGGGAGCCUAUACGCCCACCCCAGGCGUCGGCCCAUGUUGCUCACUUUGCGAGUGUUGUUCGGUGUCGCGAUUGCGCGGUCCUUGCGGCGGGCGCAUCAGAACAACACUCGCAAAGUGAGCAACAUGGGCCGACGCCCGGUGCAGAACUCUUUGGUGCGGCCUUAACCGGCGUGGGCUUCAAAUUGGCAAAUGACCCAGUGCAGGCCGCGCGGCUCAGCGUGCUGCUCCGUGGGGGCGAGGCGAUUGCCUCAUGCACGGUCCCUGCGCGCCCCCGCGGCCCGGAAGCGAGCCAUUGCGAAAGCAGCGAGGCGUUUCGUGGCCUAAGUGUGUCUACGGAGGGCGCGCCCGUCCGUCUGGAGACCCACCUUCCCCCGCCGCGGAAGAUGCUUUGGCCCCGCGCGCUCUCGCAACACGAACGCCACGCCACGCACACACCCCCCCCCCCCCUCUCUCCGAGACACUGGGGGUUUGCACGGCGCUAUCCACCUGAAACCCGCCCCAACAUUGUUAGAUGGAAAAGCGGCGACAACAAUUCCGCUGCCAAGAAACGCUGUCCUUAG
This is a messenger RNA of Trypanosoma rangeli, 656 nucleotides long. RefSeq lists its product as uncharacterized. The transcript has a single exon. The annotation marks the transcript as partial. Lineage: Eukaryota; Euglenozoa; Kinetoplastea; Trypanosomatida; Trypanosomatidae. The record is from RefSeq and is a predicted model, not a curated record.